ACUACAUUUGUUUAGUUAUUUGAUGAAAUUUUUGUAGCAAGUAUUGAGAUAAUGAUUGUGGGUGAACGAAGAUUUUCAGUAUAUACAUUGGAAGAAGGAGAAGUUCUUCUUUGGGAUACUGUUGCAGAAUAUCAGCAAGUUAGUUCGCAACAGAAAGAAAGCUUUGGUACUCUGAGAGGUACAGGUCGUUUGAAGGUUGCUACCCACGCUCUAUAUUUUGACUUUGACGACUGGAGUUUACCUAUCCUCAAGCUUCUUUUCAAGAAGGAUAUUCACCUUUUAAAAGGGGAAGGGUUGAAUCUAAAAGAUGUUGCAGAAUAUGCUGAAAUCUUCGAAUUGUCUUCUCAGAACAGUGACGUCUCUCUCAUAAAAGAAUGUUUUCCAGAGCGCUCUGUAGUUAAUACUGUCUUUUUGCGAAGUAAUAUAGCAACUUUUUUGAAGGAGGAAGGAUAUGAUCACCCUCAUAUACGUGAAACAUUCAGAGCUUUGCAUGCUAUACAUUCUCCGUACUCGACCUUGGAAGUAGUGUACACUUUGUGUAGUGAGCUUCUGAUGGCAAACAAGUUAGAAAGAGAGGAACGUGACUUGCGAUUGCAUGAAAUUGUUGUUUCAAGAAGGAGAAUAACUCCGUUUGAUAUAACUUGGUUGCAAUUUGGUCUCAGCGAAUCCACGAUUUUUGACGAGUCUUGUUUUUUGGUUUACCCUUUGUCAGAAGAUCAUGGUCGUAUUCGUUUGACUACUUGUAAUGUAUACUUUAUGCCCAUUCAUUCAGGAGGUUUUGAUUCUUCACCAGUGGAAAGAUACUCUAUUUCCUCUAUACACUGUGUGCGAAGGCUAGAGUACCGUUCUUUCCCUUGUGCAUUGGAAUUCUGGUUCUCAGACUCUGGUCCUCUUUGGAUGGUGGUCUUUGAGAAUCAGGAAACACGCGACAAUAUAUACAAACAGCUGAUGGAAUCAACUGCAGCAAAGGAACAAAAGAAUUCGUUAAUUUAUUUGUCAGCUUCUUUGAGCCCAGAAUCCUUAUUGCAUUUAUGGCAGAAAAGGAAGAUUUCUAACUACGAGUAUCUGCUAGCACUCAACUUUCAAAGUGGCAGGACUUUUCUAGACAUUUCUCAAUAUCCUGUUUUUCCAUGGAUUUUGUCAGACUACAAAAGUGAAAGUAUUGACCUGGAAGACUCACGAAGCUAUCGAAAAUUGGAUAAUAGCAUCGGUGCCUUAAAUAUCGAGAGAUUGAGUACUUUAAUGCAGCGAUGCAAUGAUAUGCCAUCGCCGAAAUUUUUAUAUGGCUCUCAUUACUCUUCUCCUUGUUCCGUUGUACAUUUUCUUGUUCGGAGCGCACCAUUUCUUAUGCUAAAAUUGCAAAAUGGUCGAUAUGAUCAUCCAGGUCGCCUUUUUCGAGAGAUAUCAGAAACCUGGACAAAUGUAAAUAACCAAGUGAAUAACUUUAAUGAACUUGUGCCAGAGUUUUUUUCUAUAGUCGAAAAUGAGUUACCUGAAAACAGUCUCACAAGAUUCAGCGGACGUACAUGGUACCCAGGAAUUUUCUUAGUGAAUGAAUAUGGUAUUGAUUUUGGAACUUGUCAAGAUGGUAGAAAGGUGGAUAAUGUUGAGUUACCUCCGUGGGCCAAUGGAAGUCCUUCAGAAUAUAUUAGAAUGAACAGAAAGGCGUUGGAAUCUGAUUAUGUUAGUGAGCAUCUUCACCUUUGGAUUGAUCUUGUGUUUGGCUAUAAGUCUAGAAGUCUUGAGAAUCAUAACCUAUUUUUUACUGAUGUAUUUGAAACGCAAAGACCAGAUAUUGCUGCAGAGUUCGGGCGAACUCCUAAGAGAAUCUUCUCAGUCCCUCAUCCAUCCAGAAAUUUUGAUGUUAGCAAAGGCAUUCUUGAAGAAAGCAGAUAUUUCAUCGGAGAAAUUUUUAACUUGCAUGAAUUUAGCAAAGUUUCUGCCGAAAGCAACUUCAUUGUAGACGCAACUGUUACUGCAGAUAUGAUAUUCACAGUUUGGAAUGACGGCGCAUUUCUGUCUCAUGCUUUGAAUACAGAAGACGUCGGCAAACACUUCAGAAGACUUUCCCUUUCUGCUUCAUCAAUUGAAGAACGCCUUAGAAACUGCAAAUUUACCGUGGUUAGAGAAACUUCCACUGAUUGUGUGAUACUUGGAACGGAUACAGGUUCACUUUUGUUCUAUUCUGUGUCUCUUGGUAUCUUAUCUAGUAUCUGUAUAGAUGCUCAUCAAGGGGAACUCUGCAGUGUUCUGUUUGAGGCAGAAAGUAACACAGUUAUAUCUUCAUCAAAGGAUGGAACUAUUCGUUGUUGGGCUUGUGAGAAAGAAUCGGGCCCUCUUUCAAACUGUGUCUUAUCCGGUCCAGGUAGACUUGUUUAUGAUUUAGAUGCAGAAGAUAUUGUACAUGAUAUUGCCAUGGAACGGGAUCCUGUUGACUCACAAACUAUGCUUGCAGCUGUUGUAGAUAAUGCUUAUGUACUGUUGUGGAAGCUAGAUCUUAUUUGUCGUCAUUCAGAUGACCCAGUAUUACGUCCUUUGAUAAAAAUUUCCUCGGUUUUGUCAAGUACUUUCAGAAGCAUGGUCGUCAGGGACAAUUUGUGCUUUUGUGAACCAUGGGAUAACAGUGGAUAUACUACUGGUUUGGUUUGGAUGUCUUCCAAUGGGUUAAUGGAGUACGAUGUGAUUGACAGUAUCUACUGGAGUCAUUUGAAGCGGAUGGAAUGGAGGAAUCAAGCAUCGUUCUGGUCACGAGUGGAUAAAUGUCAUAUUCUCGUUCUUGAGUCGAAUGGACAAUUGAGUCUAGUCCGCUUUGCUUAUUCUCAAGGUAAAAUGGAAAUAGUGGCAACGAAGUCAGUCGAAGAUAUCGAUACUGGUGAAGUUACCAAGAUUGGAUGUUAUGUUUCGGAUAUUGGAAAGAACAGCUUUGCCGCUUACAUUGUGCUUCGAACAGGGAAAAUUUUUGGAUGUAUUCUUUCGGUUUAGGUCUUUACAGUGACUGUUUGAAACAACG
Molecule: messenger RNA, 3010 nt
Organism: Galdieria sulphuraria
Lineage: Eukaryota; Rhodophyta; Bangiophyceae; Galdieriales; Galdieriaceae
Product: WD-40 repeat family protein / beige-related protein
Exons: 10
Coding region: 52-2982 (976 amino acids)
Molecular function (GO): protein binding
Source: RefSeq, a predicted model, not a curated record